GCGGCUGCCGCCAUCAAGAAGGUCUCUGGUGCUGGAGAUGACUAUUACCGUAUUCUAGGUAUAGAAAAAAGUGCGAAUGAUGUCGAGAUCAAGAAGGCAUACCGGAAAUUGGCUUUGCAGCUGCAUCCUGACAAAUGCAAAGACGAUGGGGCAGAGGAGGCUUUCAAGAGGGUGGGCGAAGCUUUCUCCGUGCUCAGUGACACGGAGAAGAGGCAAAGAUAUGAUCAAUAUGGAGUGGAUGCUGUAAAAGGCGGAGGUUCGGCGUCGCCGGGUUUUUCGCCGGAAGACAUCUUUGAAGCCUUUUUCGCAGGCGGCAUGCCUGGAAUGCGCGCAGAAUUUGGCGGUGGGCGGAACUUUGUAAGGACCGGCCCUGGAACUUUCGUCUUCACUUCCGGAGGUCCAGGAGGUUUUUCCUUUUCGACUUCGCAUCCAGGUAUGAGAAGAAGAACCCGAGCACAAGAGUCAGAAGAGGAGGACUCAGGCAGUGCUACUGACAGUUUGCCGUCCUGGAUCGCUCCCUUGCAAGCCGUCGCCGGCGCAUUAGGUCCUCUGCUUCCUAUUGUCGUGGUUUUUGGCUUCAUGUUCCUCAUGUCGGUCAUGUCUUUCAUAGUGCAGCUCCUCAUGUCCAAAGCACUGUUCGUUCUCCCGGUGAUGUACCUCACGGAGGGCAGAAGCAAGAUAUUCUUGCUUGGUGGAGUCCUCCUUGCGUCUAUGGUGGGCCUCAUCUGA
Symbiodinium necroappetens is the source of this 729-nucleotide messenger RNA. The record is from the annotation of a GenBank genome assembly. NCBI's taxonomy places the organism in Eukaryota, Dinophyceae, Suessiales, Symbiodiniaceae.